This is a messenger RNA of Mycotypha africana, 1966 nucleotides long. RefSeq lists its product as uncharacterized. The record is from RefSeq and is a predicted model, not a curated record. The transcript has a single exon. Gene Ontology annotation, biological process: regulation of DNA-templated transcription. The coding region runs from base 376 to 1500 and encodes 374 amino acids. NCBI's taxonomy places the organism in Eukaryota, Fungi, Mucoromycota, Mucoromycetes, Mucorales, Mycotyphaceae. Gene Ontology annotation, molecular function: DNA-binding transcription factor activity, RNA polymerase II-specific; zinc ion binding.
CUUUCUUUCAACUCGAGUAUUGCCCUUAUUUUCUCUUUCUUUUCCUUUUAAGUUCUCUUUUUCGUCAAAGCUCAAAUUUUUAUACCUCGAGCUAGUAUUCAAGGCUUUAAUUGCUUUUUCAUUGGUUCAAGUCCACGGGUCUCAUAUUCCAGUCUUUCAGUCGAGCAGCCUUUCUUUUUUGAAACUGAUUACUUGCUUAUUUGGGACGGCAACAGUUUAUUUUUUUAGGCUAUUCUUUCCCUCUUCCGUGCACAACAGACUACUUGGUAUCUUUUUAAAACACACAGAGAAUCGAUUCACGUAGUGUCCGCUCAACCCAAUUUCUUACCAUUCGGCUAUACGCAGAUCAACUUAUCACAUUUUAUCGUUAACAAUAUGAACGCUACCACUACUACCACUACUAUUACUACAACUGCUACCGCUAACACCAAUAGAAAUAAUUCAUCCAAUCCAAAUUCAAGCCGAAAUCAAUUUGUGGAACGUACAUCUAGUAACAAACUUAAUCACCAUCAUCAAUAUCGUGGCAAUAACGGUACGGACACCGGUACUGCUGUCGAAGGACAAGGAUUCCAACAAAUUUGUGAACCAUGUCGACGUAACCCGAGUCUGAAUGGAAAGAAGGGUGUCAUCUGUAAUGGACAAAAGCCUUCUUGUGACCUAUGUUUGGCCACUUCACAACCCUGCACUUAUAGCAGUAGCUUUGAGCAACAACAACAACAACAACAACAACAACAACAACAACAACAGCAUCCAAAUUUUAAUAUUCAGCAUCAUCAUGCAAGAGGUGUCUUUUCUACAAAUAUGGCCAGAAGACUUAGCUCUGGUUCUGCCUGUGAAACAUGCCGAAGACGUAAAACCAAAUGUGAUGGACUUAAUCCUUGUAGCUAUUGUGCCAACAACAAUAUCGAAUGCAUCAAUAAUUCCGAACGUCGAAAGCGAGCUACCUCUGCUAUCUCUUCCUCACUAUUGGCGCCGCGCUCAAGUAAAAGUAGCAAUACAAGUUCAGCCACAGGCAAGAAUCAUCAACAUCGAUUGGUAGCUUCCUCGUCUUCUGUUACAUCACGCUCAGCAACAACAACAACAACAACAACAACCACAACCACAACAGCAAAGGCCAAUGGCAAUAGUAGAUCAUCACAAGCAGCACUCGCAACAGCAACCAUGCCUGUGGCGGAUAAUAAUGAUCAAAUUGAGGAUGCGCAAGCAAUCGAUCGCAUCGAAGAUCGUUUAAGGAGAAUAGAGCGAUUGAUGACGGCAUUUACGCCUUCUACAAUAGGAGCAGCAACAGGUCCAGCCGAUUUGGAUCGCACGAGGACGACAUCCCGGAUGCGAAAACUGUCAUCGCCUGUCUAUCAUCAUCAGCAACAGCAACAGCAUCAAGACAUUUCUAUGCAACAACGGCAUUCUAUACAUAGCCUUGCGGUUGAUAGUAGAAUGAAGUGGAAGGAGCAACAGCAGCAAAUUACCUCAACAUCUUAUCGUCAAAGUAAGUUUGAAUAAGAAACAAACACUAUUUUCACUUUAAAGAACUCUUGACUGAUAAGUUGGCCCUUUCUUUCUUUUCUCCUUUCCUAUGAAUGUUAGGUAUUGCGCCUUAUGCUUCACCACCCAAUAGCAAUGGCAGUAACAACUACAGAUACACAUAUUCAUCAGCAACACCCAAUGCCGCUCCUGGUAUGAAUGGUACUACAGCUACAGUCACUACUUCUCCACCUUCUUCACCUCAUUUAGCAGUAAACAACAACAACAACAACAACAACAAGUCUUCUAUAUCAACCAACAUGGCAAACUCUAUGCUCAACUUAUCUUUAUCGCCUUCUUCUUCUUCGACAUCUUCAACACUUGUCGUACAGCAGAUAGCUACACCUACAGCUCCCAUCACUUCAGAGUGGCGAAAGUCGCCACCUAUUCCAAGUCUAAUGGGUAAGGAAAAAUAAAUGUUUUAUUGUAGUAUUUAUCACAACUA